UAAUAUAAAACUAGCGCGUGUACAGCGAGUUAGAGGUGUAGAGAGAACUCUUAGCCUCUGUUCGUGGUUCUCUCUCCUUUCAUGUCACUGAGAUUAGGAGAAAAGAAUAAUGAAAAUAGAGAAAAGCAAGUCCAAGAAAAGUGUCGGAGACCUGCCUCUCCUGACACAAGAGCUGAUUCAAUCUUUACUCCUCUGUUCAGAAGAGGCUCUCCCCUCACUCCUUACCACUAUAACAGUUUGGCGUUACGGAAAAUGUGAAUUGUACCACUGGAUAGACGUUCUUGAUAAAUUUGAUGCGAUAUUGUCAAGAGCAACCGAAGAAGCCGCGUCACGUGACUCCGGGUCACAUGACCAGCGAUACAUUUACAUGUGCCCUCUUUUGAAAGAGGAAAAGACCAAGACUUUGGUGAUGUCUGUUCUAAACUUCACUUCACUUCUUAUUGAACACUCUUAUGCUCGCCAUAUCUACAAUUCAACAGAGCAUUUGUGUAUUUUAUUGGCCUGCCCUGAUCUCGAUAUUGUCCUGGCUGUCUUGAAUCUUUUCUACGUCUUUGGAAAGAGAUCAAAUUUCAUCUCACGGCUCCCAGCCCACCAGAGGACCAGUCUUAAUUCUUAUCUUGAAUAUCUGGGAGAAACUUGGGGUGGUAAGCAGAACGGGUUUGGUUUAGCUCAGUGCUGUCAGAAUCUUGACAUGAGUGAGUUCCCGUCGACUGCAACUUCAGUUUAUUUUGAAUACCAACCAACUACCAGCAACUCUGAAGCAGGUAGUAAUGAAUCUCAUACAGUAACCACCAGGUCCAUUGCUGUCACUUCUGUUGAUAAAUAUGAAGAGGAUAUUUCUGAUAUUAUUGUUAAAUUGUUGGAGUCUCAUUCGGUUCCUCUGGUCCAGCAGAUGAGGUUUCUCACACGGCUCAGACUCGCUAAGAGUUUUUGUCACUUUGAGUAUCGGGUCAAGUGUGUCUUAGUAAGACUCCAGGCAAUAUCUGUAUUAGUAUAUUCAAUGGCUCCUGCUGAAGUAGUUGAUCCACUUAUUUAUGAUGGACUAGUGGAGGAGUUGAUUGAAGUAUUGGAAGUUAAGAAUCCAUUACUACAGCACGAGAUCAAAGCAGCUGUAUUAAGGACACUUACCGCCAUUAUUCAUCUUGAAAGAGACCCAAGGCUUGGUGCUAUUAUAGAAGCAACAGGUGCUUCCACUUAUCAUGGCUUCCUACCAACUUUAGUACGAGACUGUGUUGCUGCCAUCAUCAGUGCUGGUCCAGAUGGUAGAAGUACUGACUUUCCUUUGUUCUUUGCAACUUCGUUAUUUUCUUUUCUCUACCACUUGGCAACAUACGAAGCUAGUGGAGAUGCAUUAGUUAACAGUGGGAUAAUGGAGUCACUCCUUUUGGUACUGGAAUGGAAAGCAAUCGAACCUACUAAUAUAACACUGGUUACUAGAGCUGUCAGAGUCAUUGACCUAAUCACUAACCUGGACAUGACUGCAUUCCACAGUUUGGGUGGGUGGGACAAGAUGUUGCUACGGUUACAAGAGGAAAUUGAGCAAUGCAAGAGAGACGUACCCAACCUCCUGUCACCUGUUGUACGCUCGGCUCCUGAGUCAGCAGAAAUGGAGACUGAAGCUCCUCCUACUUCAUUAGAGCCAGUUACUGGGGGUGGGGCUAGAAGUAGUGUUGGAGGUGGGGCUGGGGGCGUGGCUGAGGGCGUACAGUGCAUGCCCGAACGUUCAGCUCUCAUAAAGUCGAUACUUAAUUUCGUUAAGAAAGCUGUACCAGACCCAACUUUUACUGAAAACAUUAGAAAUUUUGUUGAUUCUUCACUGCCGGGCUCAUUGGCUCAUAUAGCAAGCAAUGCUGAAUACUAUGGACCAUCGAUAUACCUACCUGCGACUGAAGUUGCUACAACAUUUAUAUUUCAUGAUCCGUCCCAACUGACACCACUACAGGACAAUGGACUGCCAUGGAUAAUACUUAAUUCGCUGAUUAAUAAAAAAAUCCCAGUUACUCGUGAAGUCCUUAGUUCCCUUCCCAGUAUAUUGAGUGCUAUAUGUCUCAAUGCUCGUGGUCUUCAGGUCUUCAUUGAAGCCGAACCUUUUGAUCAUUUAUUUGGAGUAUUGAUAUCGUCCGACUACCUACCAGCAAUGAGACGCAAAAGAGGGAAUGAUCCCCUGGGUGAUACUGCCUCUAAUCUUGGCUCAGCAAUGGAUGAACUAAUGAGACACCAGCCGUUACUCAAAUCAAGUGUAAUGAAAGCUUUAGUGAGGCUGCUCAACAAGUUAUGUCAGAUGGGUAGUAACGUGUCUGCCGAGACUGGAGUGGGCGGGGUAGAGGGUGUGGCCAAGUCCUCCCACCAAUCGGAGGAUGAUGUUGUUACCAAUGAUGAAACUGACGAUGAAGAUGAGGAAAUGUUUGAAGAGAAAGGGGACGAAGAGGAAGAAGGCAGAGUCAAGGCUAAGAAGAGACGUGCGUCCUCCCUCCCACUGACGGAGUUCACUCUUAAUGUUGUUAAUUUUGUGGAUGCUAUUCUUAGCACUAGCUCAUCCGAUGAUCACAUUAAUGAGUUUAUACUCAAUGAUGGUCUCAAGCCUCUUCUCUCUCUCCUCUCUCUUCCUGCACUCCCUCUCAGCUUCCCAACCUCUUCUGCUUGUAAUUCCAUAACCUCCGCCUGCAAAUCAAUACUAAACGUUUCUCAUAGUACCAAGUUACUCUCCGAAGGUCUAUCCCAACUCUCUGAUGUCAUUAAUAAGCUGAAGCCAUUCAUUGACUCCCCAGAGCAAGCCAAGCAGUCAGUCCUUCUCGAGGAGGUUAAUUCCUACUCUUCUCCGGAGCAGUCCUCACUAUUACACAACCUUUCUUCAGCCGGUGGCUACAUUCAGCUAUUUAUUAACUUGUCUAAAUGCGCACAAAUUGAGUCCCGUCAGUUGUGUAUACAGCAGUGGGCUACUCCAACUGGUCUUGAUGUCCUUUCUCAAUUAUCAAAACUCUAUCGCUCUCUUGUUUGGGAGGGGUUCAUCGUCCUAGCGGCUGCUUCGGUCAACGAUGAAACCACACCCAGCUCGUUAAAAGAAGGAUCCGCCUCACAGGAGGCUCUUUCUAGAGGGGCAUUAUUUGGAAACAGGGAAGGUGUGACUAAAGAAGCAAAAUCGUUCAUAUCAACUCUAAAGUCGUUCACGCCUCCUCUUGUAGUUACGUCACGUGUCGGCCGGUCUCUUGCUGAACUGAUGAGUCUUUUGGUCCGUCUCUCAACAGGUCCUCUUCAAAGACCGGCUAGAAGAGGGGCGGGAAUGACCACACCCAUUUACGUUCCUUUGUCUGAUAAUGCUGUGGCCGUUAGCAUGAAAGUAACUGAUUUAUUGCUAGAGAGUCUGACGUGGGUGGUGCCUGUUCCCAUGGGAACUGAAGACGAGAACGAAGAAGAAGGAGAUUCUGUUUUUACCAACUCUGACGCUAAGAAAUGGCUAUUCUCUGGUAUGACGUUCAAGAUGUAUGCCGUUGAUUUUUGUCUGUUACUAUUGUUUGAUGAACACGCUCAGCCGUACCAUCUCAUGCUGCACUCCUUCGCUAAAAAGAACGUACUGGAAUCAUUCAUCAAGACUUUUUAUACUGCUAUUGAGCAUAUUGAGAGAGCUAAUGCAGAUCCUUUAUGGGCUUCAUUUUCUGUUAAUCCCGAUCAUGCUGUGGCCUCGGACUUCUUAGAGGCAUGGCUUAAUCUUGCUGAGAAGCUAAUCAAUGCUUCGGCUAUACUGGAGUCGAGCCACACCCUCCCUGUUCCUCCUCCCCCUCCGUCUUGUAGACAUUCCAAGAAACUUAAUUUCAAUCCUUUGUUCAAUCCCUUGGAGUUUAUAUUGAAAGCACAGAAUGCGAUAUUUCCAUGCGUACAGAAGCUCUGGGGUACUUUAAAACUGAACAAUGCAACGCCAGCAAUGACUGAACAUUUGCUAACUACAAUCAAGCACAUUUACUCCAGUGAAAAGUUACUUGAAACUAAAUUGAAUGAACUCAACGGAGGUGCCACCUCUUCCUCUUCCUCAACACCAGCUGUCCCUGAAACACCUUCUGCUCCAUUUAUCCCUCGGGCCGACCCUUUACACUUACAACAGUUAAUGGAUAUGGGAUUUGAGCAGCUCCAUGCUGAAGAGGCUCUCUUAGCUACUGGUAAUAACCUCGCUGCUUCAAUGGAGUGGAUACUCACCCACCCUCCUUCAUCCUCUGCUGCUGAUACUAGAUCAAUGACAGAAGAAGAACAAUUAGCUCAAGCUAUUGCUCUCUCCCUCCAACAGCCACCAACUGAUGAAAAAAUGGAGCAGGAACCCAAAGAGAAACCGACCACUUCACCUUCAACUAGCAGCAGUGACACUCUUAAGCCUCUUGAUGGAUCAGUUCUAACUAAAUUCAGCGAAGACCUCCUAGAAGGUCUAUUAACUGCUAUUCCUUUGAUUGAGGGAACUGUGUAUAAAGCUUGUGAUCUCAUUUCGUCUCUCUGUGAGCGUAAUGGCAGCCAGUGGAGGAGUGCUGCUCUAGAGAAGAUAAAACUUAAAGCAAUGGAAGCAAUGUCUGUCGUCAUGAAGAAACUCAAUGAUGGAAGCUAUGAACUCACUACUGGCCCAAUAGACUCUAAUGCUUUUUACAUUUGUCUCUUAGCUCUAAUAAUGGAGGAGAUGCCAUUGGUGUGUUCUUCAAUACUAUGUUCUAGUGAUAUCUUAUCUCAAAUUGUUACUCUAUUGAGCACCGUCCAAGAGAAAUGGUCAGUCAUUAAGAAAGGAGGAGGAGGAACUACUGAUAAUAAUAACACUCCAGCAACACCUUUGUGGUUGUCUCCACUUUUGCUGGUACUAGAACUUUGGCAAGGAAUGGAGACACUUCUAACUUGGCACAGACCUCCUAAUAAGGAUUGUAAUGGCGUUUGGUUGUGUUUUGAAAGCAUGAACAGCAGGUGGUGUUUCUUUUCGAGCGACAUUAACAAAAAUAUUGAAAAUGCAUACAAAGAUGGCGACUCAAUGGCAAGGAUACAAACUUCAAGGCAGCGCUCCGUUAUACAGUUUAGUAACAUGUUGCAGAUUAAUCUGGAUACUAACACUCAAAGAGCUGUUAUUAGACUUGAAAUCCCUCGAAAGAAGCAAGAUGGUUCACUAAUGCCCUAUGAAAUACCUCAACUUUCCUCCUUUAAAAAGCCUGGCUGGUUUGUAGGUCUGUCUGAUGAGCAGUCCCUUGCAGUUGUAAAGUCCUGUACUCGUUUGUUAUCGUGUACAAUUGAUCCUGAUACUCUUCAUGCUAAUAUGAGGCUCCUCCUCUCGCUAACGAGACAGCCUCACUUGGCAGCUCUAUUCAUGGAAGAGGAGGGCCCAAUGCACCUCCUCCAGCUAACAAAGAAGAACUCCUUUCAAGGUUUCUCGUCUCUCUCCGCCCUCCUAUUGCGACAUAUCCUUGACACCGGCUCACUGUUAGAGUCAGAGAUGGAGUCUAUGAUUCGCUCAGUUGUGAGCGGAACCAGCCCUGACACUGAGAUAAAAGCCCACGGUUUGGGACGGAGGGACUUUGAUGUGGUCCUACGCAGGCUAGGUCCUUGUAUUACGAGGAAUAAAGAACUCUUUGUGUCGAUAUUUUCCCGUGUUGCACAACUUUCAUCCGCCCCGCCACGCAUAGAAGACUACCAUUCAACCCAAAGACUUAUGCCAAUUGUGUUAAAAGUAGGCGGGGCUAAGUCCGAAGACUCCGCCUCUUUAUCUCCACUCCAUGUAAACUUGAUAAACUUAUUACUGGAUCAGUUGUGUGCUUCGACCUUUUUGGAGGGUGAGGGGUCUGACCACGCCCACUCAAAGAUGGAGGAAGAUAGUUUAAUAGAUGGUUUGUCUAUUCCUGUGGUACAGUACAGGGCUGGAGGAGGAGGGGGUAACAACCCUCGGGUUAGACGUAGCUCAUAUCGUCGUCAAGUAACAAACGAUGACCUUCGCUCGGAGGAUAUGGUUCUUGAUGUUGAUAACAUUCCAGAGCAAGGACGAGGGUCGAGACGGGAAGUUCCUCUUGUCCAAGACGAGGGUAACAAAGAGGUGGAGGAGAAGGGAGGAAGAGAGCAGUUGCUGUUUUCUCAAGCGGCCAUUUUGAGGCUACUAGCCGAGUUAAUAGAGUCUUAUCCGGCCACUUCACGUUUGAUUAUUGAGAGCAACAGGAAAAUAAAGAUUGGGCAAAAUAAUUCACAGACUACAAAGGUGAUGUCCAUAUUAGCCUUCAUAUUUGAUCAUUUACUUCCAGUCUCUUACAUGCAAGGCAGUAGUGCUACUCAGGUAGCUAAACUCUCCAAAGUCUUCCUCCAGUGCCUUGCCACUGCUCCCCUACCAACUGACGCUCUUUCUUCAUUUGUAACAGAGUUCAGGGCAGCCUUCACUCGCUCUCUGAACCUUGUAGAGUCCCAGCUAAAGCAUCAUCGCAUACGGGCCAUGGCUAGUCUUCUUGGGCAGAUUGUAGAGCCACAGACGAGUAGCUCAACCCGUUCGACUGUCAACCCGACUCAGUUUGUACGGAUGUUAAUACGAAAAGGUUUCAUUACCGACCUUGCUAAAGCUGUCCACUCUCUUGAUCUGUGCAGCCCUCUUCUAACAACCACCAUUAACUCUAUACUCAAACCACUUGAGUGUCUGACUAAGAUAGUGACUCAGUUUGUAGCAGCCCAGAAGAGAGCCACCACAGCUGCUGCUGCUACCGCUAGCAGUACUACUCCUAGUGCUGGGGGAGAUGGAGCUAGAGGGGCAGUUGGAGGAUCAGAACAAAUUAAUCUUCAGCAAGGAGUGUCUUCGCCUCUUCCAGACCCACUCUCAUCAAGCUUAGCUUCAGGUACCACCUCACAAGCUAAUCCUCCUGUACUACCUGUGACAACAGUUACAUCAUCAUCAUCAUCAACUGAAGGAGGAGGAGCAUCUACUAGUACUGCACCAGUUGCAUCUCAUCCCAUUCUCCCUAUUGACCCAUUGGUCUUACCUUUGAUGAACUCCAGUUCACUUACUACCCCAGUGAGAGGGACAAGAGAUCAUUCAGUUCCAGUUACUCCGUUAGACAAUAGCCUGAUUCCAUUGAGAGAGGAUGGUGAGGAGGAGAGAGAGAGGGAAGCUGAUGAAAUUGAAGAAGAUGAAGAUGAUGAAGACAUCAGCGACCAGUCGCUAGUAGAGGAAGCAAUGUCCUUAGCUCAUGAGCUGGGGAUGAGGUGUGGACAGGCAGCUAGGGAAUAUAAUCAAGACCCUGGGAAUCUACUUGAAGAAAUUGUGGAUGAGUUAUUGGAAAGAGGUCCAGGGCAUUCCCCCAGUUCUAAUAAUCCACUGGAAAUGUUUGAAAACAGCGCAAACAGUUUUCCCUCUGACAGUGGUAGCAACAUUGACGACGAGUUGGAAGAUGCCGAACACGAUGAAGAUGACAACAUUAAUUCUGCCGGCGAAGAGAUUGAAGACGAUUUUGACAUGAGCCAGAACAGCACUUACUAUCAGCCUCGUAGGAGGCAUGGGAGUGGGGGCGGAGCCUACCAACAUGAGGACGAUGAAAACAUGGAAGAUAGAGAUACCAGUGUCACUGAUGAUGAUGAUGAUGAUGAUGAUGAUCAAAGCAGUCCUGAUACAACAGUAGAAGAGGACGAGGAAGAGGAAGGAGAAGGACUGGACGAAGAAGAAGAAGAAGAUGAUCAAAAUCAUUCUGACAGCAGCUUCCUCCAUGACACCAUGACCAUGGGUGACAUGCCCUCCGGUGGACAGGGUCAAGGCGAGAAUCUUGUUGACGAAACGUUUGAGCUCGAAGCAGAGGAAUUUGAUGGAGAAGACGAGAGAGAAGAAGAGGAAGAUGAUGAUGAUGAAGAUGAAGAUGAGGAUGAGGAUGGUCUUGAGUUAGAUUAUGAUGAAGCUGAUGACGUCUACAUAAGCAGCAGGAGAGACAACGACAUGAUUCAUGUGGAGUUCCCACCCUGGAACUUUGGAGGAUGGAGGGAGGCAGAGAGUUUUGAUGGGCAUUUGUUUCCUGGAGUUCACGUCCCUGCUUCAUUCCUGUCUCGUGCCUAUCACAUUCGGUCUCCUCUAUCCGACGGGAACUUCCCCUCCUCCUCUCUCUCCUCCCUCCCUCGCUCACACCCUUUAUUAGUCCGGGCAAGAGGUGAUGCUCCUCUUGUUCCUUCGUCUGCCCCGCCUCCUUCAAUGGGCGUGACUGGAGGCGUGUCUGAGGCGACAAGAUCUAAUGUUGUACAACAACUGUUGACUAAUAUUAGUAACUCUGUUGGUAUUGAUGAGGUACUGACAUUCAGCAUUGGAGGAGGCGGAGGUACUCGUACUAAUGAUUCAACUCACCACAUAUCCUCGACACUAGCUCCUCCCACUGCCCCUCCCACAUCCUCAGUAUCAGACAGUCCUGAGUCCACACACAUUCCUAACUCUAUCUCUCGCUGGAAGGAGGAGGCACAAGCUCUUGAUGGUCACACUGUCCACGUCUGUUUAGGAGCUUUGAGACCUUUAUUGCUCCAGAAACUAAAAGACGAUCUUCAAGAAAGAGAGAACAAGACAAAGUCGGAGCCCCAGUCGUCUUCUUCAAAAACUGUAGAGCCUAAGACUUCCGAGGCCUCGGGCACGAGAGAAGAAGAAAGACCUCCAAGUGACCAACAAGUCACUGCUCCUAAUCCUUCGGACGAGGCCACUCCCUCAACUGCUACCCCACGGAAUGGCUCUAGGUCCGUUGAGCAGUUACAGAGCAGUUUACGGGCAGUAGCGGACGCCCUAGCUCAAACUGUGGCUGAAAUGAGGAACACUGACACAGCACAGGCUCCAUCAACUAGCGACAUUGACCCUGUACUAGCAGAUAUUGUUAAUAGACACGCGCAGAGUCACAUGACGUCUUCGUCAACUGAUGCAACAUCUGAACCUACUGCUGCUGCUGCUGCUACAGUGUCUAGUCAUGUGACUUCUGUCUCAAGCAGUGCCACGCCUAUUUCUAGUUACCCUCUGUUGUUUGGUAGUCCAGGUCAUACUGUUGGUAGUAUUCCUGACCUCUCGUCCUUUGAUGGAUCUCAAGUUUCUGCUAGAGCAAUGCUAUCUCAGAUCAAUCCCAGCGAUCCACUCUACACGUUUCUAUCAGCAGUAGCACGAGGCCCUACUCCUCCACUUCCCGAGAGCCAGUCUGAACCUGCUAAUCUCUCAUCAGUUCAACCUUCUCCCCCUUCUUCUCUUCCCUCCUCCUCCUCUGCCUCAAGGCUCCCUGUAUUCACACAGUUGCUACCAAGUCAUGAGCAGACUGCCCCACCAUUCCCUCAGUCUACUAGUAGUACAGUAUCUUCAUCAGUUAGCAGUGAUGCCCUUGUUACCACCACUACAGUAAUAUCUCCUCUACCUCUUGUUGCUUCUACUAGUGUAUUAGCCACGUCUAAUUUCGCUGAUGUUCUAGCUAGAGAGUUAUCAACACAUUUAAAUCCAGUCUUUAAUCCGCUGGAAUCAACUAUACCACCUACAACCACUUCACCUCCUAGUUCUAAUCACUUACAACCUCCUCCUGUGUCUUCCUCUUCUAUGAUGACAGUUGUACCAUUUCUCUCAGCAACCACCACAGCUUCUACCGGUUCACCCAGCCCUUCUGAUACACUGGCUCCUUUAAUGUCCUCCCUACAAAUGCCACCACAUUCUCUUCCUUCUCAAGCUACUCCUCUCACUGAAGAAGACUCUGGUAUUCAGCAAAGAAGCUCUGCAGUAUAUUCCUCUCCCUCAUCCUCCGAGUUACAAUCCUCUUCUGCUGGCGGUAGCUCAUUGACUGUCCACAGCAUUACGUGGCCUCUUGGUAAUGAUGACUCACAGUCGAUGCAACUAGACAAUAGCACUCCAUCUGUCACUAGCGCUACCACUAAUCCACAGCCUACUGCAGUAGUGUCUGCUAGCUCAGAGAUCAUACCAGUAUCACAGGCACCUACUGGGGCAGUGGCUUCUAGUAGUAGCUCAGACUUACCUGAUGGUAUUGAUCCAACUUUCUUAGCUGCCCUCCCUGACUCCAUCAGACAAGAGGUGUUGGCUCAGUAUGAAAGAGAGCAGCAGAGGAACAGUAGACGUGGUAAUACAGGAGGAGGGGCUACCCCUGGGGUCCUGGCUACCGCUGGAUCAGUUCAGUCCAUCAACCCUGAAGUGCUGGCUGCACUGCCUCCUGAUAUACAAGAAGAAGUUAUACAGCAGCAGAGAAUGGAACAAGCCAGACAGUCCCAACCAGCAGACGCAAUGAGCUUCUUCACAUCACUAACCCCAGAGCUAAGACGGACUGUUCUGUCUGACAUGGAUGACACUCAAGUGAAUCAGUUACCGGAAGAGAUAGCGGCAGAAGCACGAGUCAUCAGACAAGAGAGAGAGAACAGACGGAGACAGUUCCUAGCACAUCAUCAUAUCGCCUCACGUAUUCAAAUACCUUCUUGGUCUCAUGCCAUUAGUACUGGAGGAACUGGUGCAAGGAUUGGGCAGUUACGUUAUGCUAUUCUCUCGUCAGGUGAUCAUCCUCUUAGCGGCCUAACGUCUUUCACUCACUCAUUUAUGCGUGAUAAUAACAACAGUAGUACCGGCGGUGAGACUGGCACCAAACAGAUGCUUGAUCAAGAGUCGCUUGUCUGUCUUCUGGUGUUGCUGUUCUUAGAUCAAAGCAAAUUACACUUUAAUAGGUUAUUUAGAAUAUUUCGGUCUCUCUCUCAGCAUCUUCCCUCUCGUUCCUGGGUCAUAUCUAGCCUACUUGCCAUUAUAAGAGAGGCUCAUUUCACAGCCCAGUCUCCGCCUCUCUCUCACACCUGCCCUCUCCCUCCCACCCUCUCCAUCCAACAGUCCUCGUCCUCAGCUCAAACGAGUUCUCUAACCGGUCAAACGAGAUCUAUAGGCAGUCAGACGGCUCCUCCUUCCACCCACCCUCCCCAGUGGCUAACAGUCAGUAUUAAUGCUGCCCUAGGCUCUCACGCUCCUGUCCUCCAGUUCUCUGGUGGUUAUGGUAAAGUGACCACACCCUCUGUUCACAUACAUCCCCAUGCCAGUCAUUCCAUAUGCAACAACGUCCUUGAAUUACUGAUAUUUCUAGCUCGGCAGUUUCCAAUUUCUUUCCUCCCUCCUGCUCUGUUGCCUUCUGUUCAAAAGAGUAACGAGGUUAUGCCGAAUGACGUCCUUAGUAAUUUCUGGCAGAUAUUGUUUAAGUUGGACUCUUCUGUUAAUCCCAGUGGGUCCACCCCCUCACAUAGAAAAGGCAAAUAUUCAACAAAAACGUUUCAAUAUUCGCAAGACAGCAAAGAGGAGCGACUUGAGUCUGAUUUAUUUGCAGCUGCUCCUAUCGGUCAGUUAAUGUCUUUGUUCAGUCAUUCGGUGAUACAGUCCAGCGUGUCUCUCGUUGAUAAACUAUUGAGAGUCCUUUCCGUCAUUUCUGGUGCCAUUCCCAAACAAGGCCUGAGUAGAAAAGCUAACAUUUCAAAGGAGAAGAAGUCCGCUGUUGCUUGCAGUGAUGAAGAGCAUAUUCAUGUAGACGUCACUACAGUUAGUGCCGUCACGCCAUCCGUCACUGUCACUAUUGACCCUCCCUCGUCUGUUGAAAUGGCAACAGAGCCUCCGCCCCUUCCCACGCCCGUACGGGAAGAGCCGUCUUGUUUCUCAUCGUCUGUGGUAUCAGUUAGUUUAUUAAAAGGAACCAUUACGUUACUAACGUCUGGUAAGUGUUCUGAAGAUACUCUUGACGAUGCAACUAGUUUACUCAUUAAUCUGUCCCGCUGUGGCCAGUCUACAAGAGAGUCAAUACUGCUCAUAUUAUUAGAAGGUAUUAAAGAAAUAGGACAUCACCUUCACUCCCAGAUAUCUACCCUUUUAACGGAGCUCAACGCAAUCAUGCCGUCAGUCAUGAAACGUCAAGUCUCAAAUGACGAUGAAUCUCCCCCCACUAGUAGAGGAGGAACGGGGUCACUUGGAACUGUGGAAGGUGUUGUUUUGCCUACAGUGCAAGGUACUAGAGGCGUGGUUGAUCAUUCCAGUGAUUUGCAUCUACCCUGUAUGGAGCCACUCAUAUGUAAAGGAUCGCAACAGUCCUUCUUUUUAAGGUUAUUAAAAGUUGUCUGUCAGUUAAGAGAGUCGGCAGCUACGACUUCGGCCCUAGCCAUGCUCCGAGCUGAAGGGACUCCGACUUCUAGAGGAGAGGGGAGGGGCUUUGACAGAGAGAGGUCUAUACCUCCUGUUGAUGAAGUCUUGAAUGAAGGAGGAGAGAGGCCAGCUACUUCAAAGGAACAAGAUGAGUCAAAGUCUGACUCACUCCCUCACCUUUCCUCUCAGUUAGACCUGGAGGUGCUCUGGUCGAAGCUAAGCGAGUGUUUAGAUGCUCUCGCCUGUACGUACGACCCUCACGCUGUCCUAGCACUGCAACCAACAGUUGAAGCAUUCUUCCUAGUGCACGCUGAAGCCACGGACUCCUCUACUCCUAGUGGAACCAGAGCACCUGGUAGAGGAGACAGGAGUGGGCAUCAGUCUUCAUCAGCCUCUAGAAGACUACCGUCCUUUCAUACUAUUAGCGAUACCGAGAGUAUCCCUGGUUCCCCUGCUCCUGCUAGUGGUAGCGUUAGUCAUUUGAGUCCAGUUCCAUCCACUCCUUUAGCUACGGACUCCACUGAUGAUGUCUAUGCACAUUUACCUCCUGAGACAGCCCGGUUUCUUAAAUUUGCAGAGAGGCACAGAACUGUCCUCAAUCAGAUUCUAAGACAAACGACAAUUCCCCUAUCAGAAGGACCCUUCUCUGUCCUGGUCAACCACACGCGGCUCCUUGACUUUGAUGUAAAGAGACGAUACUUCAGACAAGAGCUAGAGCAAAUGGAAGAAGGACUGAGGAGAGACGAACUAGUCAUUCACAUACGACGUAGUCACGUUUUCGAAGACUCCUACAGGGAACUCUACCGUCGGUCUCCUGAAGAACUAAAGGCUAGCCUGUACAUCACGUUUGACGGAGAGGAGGGGCAAGACGCUGGAGGGUUGCUGCGGGAAUGGUACCUCAUCAUAGCCCGUGAAAUGUUCAACCCUAACUAUGCUUUGUUUAAGACCACGCCCGGAGAUCGUGUGACUUAUAUGCCUAAUCCAAGCUCACAUAUUAAUCCGGAACAUCUCAACUACUUCAAGUUUGUUGGUAGGAUUAUUGCUAAAGCUAUCUACGACAAUAAAUUGCUGGACUGCUAUUUCACGCGGUCUUUCUAUAAGCACAUAUUGGGAAAGGCUGUACACUAUACUGAUAUGGAGUCUGAGGACUAUGCCUUCUAUCAAGGGAUGGUGUAUCUACUGGAGCAUGAUAUUGAUGAGGUUGGGCUGGAACUAACCUUCAGUGUAGAGAUUGAAGAAUUUGGUAAGACAGAGACAAAGGAUCUUAAACCAAAUGGUCGUGAGCUAAUCGUAACAGAAUCAAAUAAAAGAGAGUACGUGCAGCUAGCCUGCCAGAUGAAGAUGACCGGAUCAGUGAGAUCUCAAAUCAAGAGUUUCUUGGAAGGUUUCUACGACGUCAUACCCAAGAACCUGAUAUCGAUAUUUAACGAGCAGGAGCUUGAAUUACUUAUAUCUGGCCUGCCUGCGAUAGAUAUUGAUGAUCUUAAAGGGAACACAGAAUAUCAUAAAUACACUGAAACAUCUUUGCAGGUACAAUGGUUCUGGCGUGCAUUACGCUCAUGUUCCCAGUCUGAUAGAGCGAGGUUCCUCCAGUUUGUGACUGGUACCUCAAAGGUCCCCCUCCAGGGGUUUGCCGCUCUUGAGGGAAUGAACGGAAUGCAAAAGUUUCAAAUUCAUCGCGACGAUAGAUCGACUGAUAGAUUACCAUCAGCUCACACUUGUUUUAACCAAUUAGAUCUUCCUCCUUACGAGACUUAUGACAAAUUACAAGAAAUGUUAUUAAUUGCUAUUAGAGAAUGUCCAGAGGGAUUUGGAUUCGCAUGAAAAAUUAUAAUAAUUAUUAAUUUAAUAAUAUUUAAUGAUAAUAAACUAAGAGACAGAGAGAUAAUAAUUAAUGUUGUAAAACUUCUAUUCUACUGUUGAAUUGUUAAAAGAUGUUCAAAGAUUAAAA
Molecule: messenger RNA, 14039 nt
Organism: Amphimedon queenslandica
Lineage: Eukaryota; Metazoa; Porifera; Demospongiae; Haplosclerida; Niphatidae
Product: E3 ubiquitin-protein ligase HUWE1-like
Exons: 48
Coding region: 110-13912 (4600 amino acids)
Biological process (GO): ubiquitin-dependent protein catabolic process; protein polyubiquitination
Cellular component (GO): cytoplasm; nucleus
Molecular function (GO): ubiquitin protein ligase activity; protein binding
Source: RefSeq, a predicted model, not a curated record